This is a messenger RNA of Colletotrichum graminicola M1.001, 1323 nucleotides long. RefSeq names its product amidase. Bases 1 to 1323 code for a protein of 440 amino acids. The record is from RefSeq and is a predicted model, not a curated record. The transcript is spliced from 4 exons. Lineage: Eukaryota; Fungi; Ascomycota; Sordariomycetes; Glomerellales; Glomerellaceae.
AUGUCGACGGAACCAUACAGAUUGUCAGCCACAGAGGCGUCGGCCAAGAUUCGAGCCGGGGACCUGACCGUCGAGGAAUACGCGCGCUCGCUUCUUUCGCGUAUCGAACAGAGGGACCCCGUUGUGAAGGCGUGGGAGUACAUCAACCCUGACCAGGUCAUCGCGCGGGCAAAAGAGCUCGAUGCGAUACCACCCGAGAAGCGCGGCCCUCUGCACGGCGUUGCCGUUGCUGUCAAGGACAUCAUCUACACCAAGGAUAUGCCCACCCAGCACGGCUCGCCGAUAUACGCCGGGGACGCGCCAAAGGUCGACGCCGGAUCCAUCAUCGUGUUGCGACAAGCCGGCGCCUUGUUCCUUGGCAAGACGACAACCACCGAGUUUGCUGGGACCGUUCGAGGCCCGAAGACGGUCAACCCGCACGACACGAGCCGGACGCCUGGCGGUUCAUCCUCGGGCUCGGGCGCGGCCGUCGGAGACUUCCAGGCCCCGAUCGCUUUGGGCACGCAGACGGGUGGGAGCACGAUCCGGCCCGGGUCUUUCAACGGCAUCUAUGCGUUGAAGCCGACGUGGAACUCCAUCAGCAGGGAGGGCCAAAAGAUCUACUCGCUCAUCCUGGAUACGCUGGGCUUCUUUGCCCGUAGCGUCGAGGACCUGCAGCUGAUGGCUGAUGUGUUCGACCUGCAGGACGACGAGGCUCCCAAGCCCGAAUUCUCCGUCAAAGGCGCCAAAUUCGCGCUUAUCAAGACCAUGGUGUGGCCGCAGGCGGGCCCCGGGACGCAGUCGGCCAUCGCGAAGGCGACGGAGCUUCUCAGGAAGCACGGGGCCGAUGUCGAGGAGGUCGAGUUCGCGCCGGAACUCCAGGACCUUCCCGCAUGGCACGGUACGGUGCUGCACAGCGACGGACGCCCGACUUUCCUUCCGGAAUAUCGCGUGGCCAAGGACCUGCUCGACGAGUUUUUGGUUUCCCACGUCGACAACACGAACAAGAUCUCCAGGGCGGCGCAGCUGGAGGCGUUCGACAACAUUGCCAUGGCGCGACCAAAGGUGGACAAGAUGCUGGGCAAGUACGACGCCGUGCUGGUGCCGAGCGUCGUCGACGAGGCGCCCGUGGGCACCGCCAGCACCGGCAGCGCGGCCUUCAAUGGACUCUGGACGGCGCUUCACGUUCCCGUCGUCAACAUUCCGGGCUUCAAGGGCCCGAACGGGAUGCCGGUGGGCGUCUCGCUGGUGGCGCCCCGAUACCAUGACCGCCACCUUUUGACCGUGUCCAAGGCGGUUGGUGAAAUUUUCGAGGCCGAAGGCGGAUGGAAGUCGGCAUUGUAG